ACCUUAAACCCUAACCCCUUCUUCUUCUUCAGAAUCUCCUUCUCCGCCUUCUCAAAACUCAUACACCAUUUUAGAGAGAGAGAGAGAGAGAGAGAGAGAGAGAUGAAGAUUAAGGAGGAAAAGAAAAAAAGCAAAAGUGUUCAAAAUUCCAAAUCCGAAGAAGUAGAAGAAGAACAGCCUUCAAUCACUGAACAAAAUAAACUCAAACAAAAACAAAAACAAUUACCUUCUCAUUCCGAUUCUGAUUCUGAUCCUGAUUACGGUUCUCCUUACGUUUCUGAUUCUGAGGAUUUUUCAGAGGAUGGUGACUUUGAUGGAUCAUUGAGUGAUUCAGAAGCUGGAGAAAGUGGUUCAUCUGGAGAUGAGGGUGUUGUCGACUCAGACGUUGAUGAUGGCUUGCACAGUGAUCAAGAAAAUCAAAGCAACAGCUCUGAAUCCCAUGAAGGAGUUGAAGAGAGUGAUUCCUCUGAAGAUGAGGUGGCUCCUCGAAAUACAGUUGGAGAUGUUCCCUUGGUAUGGUAUAAGGAUGAGGAGCAUAUUGGAUAUGACCUUAAUGGGAAGAAGAUAAAGAAGAGAACGCGAAAAGAUAAAGUAGAAUCAUUUCUUGAAAGUGCUGAUGACGCUAAAAAUUGGCUCAAGGUUUAUGAUGAGUAUAAUGAUGAGGAAGUAGAGGUGACAAAAAAAGAGCUCAAACUUAUUAAUAGAUUGCUCAAAGGAAAGGCACCACAUUCUGACUUUGAUCCUUAUGCGCCAUAUGUUGAUUGGUUUAAAUGGGAUGAUGCCAAGCAUCCACUCUCAAAUGCACCGGAACCGAAGAGGCGGUUCAUUCCUUCAAAAUGGGAAAGUAAGAAGGUUGUUAAGCUUGUUAGAGCAAUUCGUAUGGGAUUAAUAAAGCGUGACAAGCCAAAAGAAGAACAACAAUUCUAUCAUUUGUGGGGAGAUGAUUCCAGCUCAACAGAAAAGGCUAAUCAUUUAUCUUUCAUUCCCGCACCAAAGUCAAAAUUGCCAGGCCAUGAAGAAUCGUAUAACCCUUCUUUAGAAUACAUCCCAACACAAGAAGAGAUUAAUUCUUAUCAAUUGAUGUUUGAGGAAGAUCGUCCUAAGUUUAUUCCUAGAAGGUAUACAUCUUUGAGAAGUAUCCCAGCAUACGAUAAUGCUGUUAAGGAUGUUUUUGAACGUUGUUUGGAUCUAUACUUGUGCCCUAGAGUUCGGAAGAAACGUAUUAAUAUUGAUCCAGAAUCUUUGAAACCCAAACUACCAAGUCGAAGGGAUCUUAAGCCUUACCCUGUAACAUGUUAUCUUGAGUACAAAGGUCACAAGGACGCUGUUGUGUCAAUUUCCAUUGAAGCUUCUGGACAGUGGCUUGCUUCAGGUUCGCUUGAUGGAACUCUACGAAUUUGGGAAGUUGAAACUGGUAGAUGUCUUAGAGUCUGGGAGUUUGAAGAAGCAGUUAAAUUUGUGGCAUGGAAUCCUCUGCGUGAGAUUCCUAUUGUAGCUGUCUCUGUGGGACAAGAGGUAUUUAUUUUGAAUACUGGCUUAGGAGAUGAAGAAGAACAGAAAAAUAUAAAAAAACUCCUCCAUUUUGAGACACCUGUAGCGCCAGAUGAUUCUGGCGACAAGGUGUCCGUUGCAAGCUGGCAUCAAGAUGAUAAGCAUGAAGGAAUCAGGUUAAGGCAUUUUAAGACAGUAUCUUCAGUGGAAUGGCAUCGUAAGGGAGACUACUUUUCAACAGUCAUGCCAGCUGGCGAAUCAAGAGCUGUUCUUAUACACCAGCUCUCUAAGAAGCAUACACAAAGAAUUCCAUUCAAGCUGCGUGGACUUCCAGUUUCAUCUGUGUUCCAUCCUACAAAAAAAAUCUUUUUCAUUUCAACAAAGAAGAAUAUUCGUGCUUAUGAUCUGCAGAAACAAAAGCUUAUCAAAAAGCUCGAGACUGGACUCCGUGAAGUCUCUUCCAUUUCUGUUCAUCCUGGGGGUGACAAUAUAAUUGUGGGGAGCAGAGAGGGAAAAUUGUGUUGGUUUGACAUGGAUCUUUCAUCUAAACCUUACAGAAUUCUAAAGUGUCAUCCAAAAGAUAUUACCAAUGUUGCCUUCCAUCGCUCAUAUCCCCUAUUUGCUUCAUGCUCUGAUGACUGCACUGCAUAUGUUUUUCAUGGCAUGGUUUAUUCAGAUCUCAACCAGAAUCCUCUUAUUGUCCCACUUGAAAUUCUUAGAGGCCAUACAAGCUCAAAUGGGAGAGGAGUAAUGGAUUGUAAGUUCCAUCCAAGGCAGCCUUGGUUAUUCACCGCUGGUGCUGAUUCAGUGAUCAAACUUUACUGUCAUUAAGAGGGAAGAGUGACACGCACUGAAGUGCGCUGCAAACACGGUGAUCAUAGGGGAUCCGUCUCCUGAGUCUCAGGAGAGAGACCUGAAGUUUUGUUGGCAAAUAUACUGUUUCAUUGUUGGAGAGAAAUUAAUUGUUGCCUGAGUUUCUGGCUCUAGUUCAGUCUCAUAUGUGUUUGGUGAACAUGAUCCAAUUAUAAUUUUUGACAAAGCAUGUAACUUAUAAUUCAGUUUUUGUUAUUAUUUAAUUACAAUUUUGGGAAGAAUGUCCCAUAUUUUUCUUGAAUUCAUGAACAAUGAAUGUGGAACAUAUGUAAGCACGUAACUUAUAUAUUAUUAUUAUACAAACCCAUUGAUUUUCA
Quercus robur (English oak) is the source of this 2681-nucleotide messenger RNA. Its product is annotated as ribosome biogenesis protein BOP1 homolog. The record is from RefSeq and is a predicted model, not a curated record. Gene Ontology annotation, molecular function: protein binding; ribonucleoprotein complex binding. NCBI's taxonomy places the organism in Eukaryota, Viridiplantae, Streptophyta, Magnoliopsida, Fagales, Fagaceae. Gene Ontology annotation, cellular component: preribosome, large subunit precursor; PeBoW complex. Gene Ontology annotation, biological process: ribosome biogenesis; maturation of LSU-rRNA from tricistronic rRNA transcript (SSU-rRNA, 5.8S rRNA, LSU-rRNA). Bases 103 to 2322 code for a protein of 739 amino acids. The transcript is spliced from 18 exons.